Messenger RNA from Porites evermanni, 1989 nucleotides. NCBI's taxonomy places the organism in Eukaryota, Metazoa, Cnidaria, Anthozoa, Scleractinia, Poritidae. The record is from the annotation of a GenBank genome assembly.
CCUUAUCAAUGCAAACAGUGUGGGCAUUGCUUUAGAGAAGCUGCUAACCUAAGGAAUCAUGAGCGGAUCCACAUUGGAGAGAAGCCUUAUGAAUGUAAACAGUGUGGCAAGUCUUUUAGCCAAACAGAAAACUUAAAGAGUCAUGAAAGGGUUCAUACUGGGGAAAAGCCUUAUAAAUGUAAAAAGUGUGGAAAGUGUUUUGGCCGAGCGGGAGACCUCAACAAACAUAAAAGAACACAUAACAAAGAGAAGCCUUAUCAGUGCAAACAAUGUGGCAAGUGUUUUAGCGAAGCAGGGAGCCUAAGAUGUCAUGAAAGAGUCCACACUGGCGAAAAACCUUAUGAAUGCAAACAGUGUGGCAAGUGUUUUAGCAUAGUAGGAAACCUAAGAAGACAUGAAAAAUUCCAUAGUGGAGAGAGGCCUUAUCAAUGCAAACAGUGUGGCCAUUGCUUUAGAGAAGCUGCUAACCUAAGGAGUCAUGAGCUGAUCCACACUGGAGAGAAGCCUUAUGAAUGCAAAAAGUGUGGCAAGUGUUUUAGACAUUCAGGAAGCCUUAGGAAUCAUAAAAGGAUCCACACUGGAGAAAAGCCUUAUGAAUGUAAACAGUGUGGAAUGUGUUUCAGCCAGUUAAGUGGCCUUAGGGAGCAUGACAGGGUUCACACUGGAGAGAAGCCUUAUGAAUGCAAAAAGUGUGGAAAGUGUUUUGGCCGAGCAGCAGACCUCAGAAGACAUAAAAGAGGGCAUAACAAAGAGAAGCCUUUUCAGUGUAAACAGUGUGGCAAGUGUUUCAGUGAAUCAUGGUAUGUAGUUGUCCAUGAAAGGGUACACACUGGAGAAAAGCCUUAUGAAUGUAAAGAGUGUGGCAAGUGUUUCAGAGAAUCAAGUUUCCUUAGAAAUCAUGAGAAGGUUCACACUGGAGAAAAGCCCUAUUGUUGUAAAACGUGUGGCAAGUAUUUUAGUCUACUAGGAAACCUUAGAAGACAUGAAAGAGUGCAUAAUGGUGAGAAGCCUUUUCAGUGCAAACAAUGUGGCAAGUGUUUUAGCAAUGCAGGAAGCCUAAGAUAUCAUGACAGAGUCCACUCUGGAGAAAAACCUUAUGAAUGCAAACAGUGUGGCAAGCGUUUCAGAACAUCAAAUCACCUUAGGCAGCACGACAUGGUACACUCUGGGGAAAAGCCCUAUUGUUGUAAAACGUGUGGCAAGUGUUUUAGUCUAGCAGGCAACCUGAGAACACAUCGAAAAAGAGUUCAUAGUGGAGAGAAACGCUAUCAGUGCAAACAGUGCAACAAGUUUUUUAGUGUAGUAUCAUCUUUAAGAGCCCAUGAAAAAGUUCACACUUGUGAAAAGCCCUUUGAAUGUAAACAGUGUGGCAAGUGUUUUAGUUUAGCAGGAAACCUAAGGAGGCAUGAAAAAGUCCACACUGGGGAAAAGCCUUAUGAAUGUGAUCAGUGUGACAAGUGUUUUAGCGAUUCAAGUCACCUAAAGAGACACAAAAGAGUUCAUGCUGGAGAGAAGCCUCAUCAAUGUAAACAGUGUAAUAAGUCCUUUAGGCGACCAGAACACUUAAGGGCACAUGAAAUAAUCCACUAUGGAAGACCAUUUGACUGUAAACAGUGUGGUAAGAUUUUUAGGUAUGCUUCCUCUUUGAAAAAGCAUACAUGUAAGGGAGUCCAAACUGGGGGAACACGUUAUCAGUGCAAGCUGUGCACUUGUAUCUUCAGCUGUGCUGGGGACUUAGUGGAACAUGGCAAGAUCCAUAAGAAAAACAAGCUGCCUGACAGCACUAUCAAUCUACGGACACGCCGGAUAGCAAGUGGUUCAACAAAUUAUGACAGUGAAAAUCAACUAUCUGUAUCUGCUGCAGGGUGCUCUGAGUCAAGCCAAGUUGAAAAACACAGCUGUUGGAUUUGUCAGGAGGAGAUGAGCAGUGAGGCACUACUUCUUGAACAUUAUCAAAAUCAUAUGAGAUAUGUUACCGAGGACACUUAA